AGUAGAAGCGGCCGCGAGUGUGCACGUCCGCGCGGCGAGUUUUUUUCUUAAAAUUGUGAUGGUUUACCCUCCACUGAGUCCACUGCACUGAAAAUUGUCUUUGUUUCUCUGACUGUGAGAUCAAUAUUAGGGCCUUUUGUGGACAGUUGGAAGUUGGAAGCAUGGCACCGUUCUUGUGCACCAUUUUCUUGCUCGACCUUUCAUCGCUGGCCACCACCGCCAACUUCAAUCAAGUCUUCAAGUGGGAUGAGUUGGACUACGAGUGGCCCUCAGACGCGAACAGGACAAAGGCUUUGGAAGAUGGAAAUUUCAAGCCAAAGAAUAUCGAACCUCGUUUCAUGGCUGUCCACGGAACAAGGAUCGUCCUCAGCCUUUACAAACACCAUAUUUCCAUUCCGGCGAGUUUGGUGUCUUUGCCGAUGAGCAGCAGCGCGUCCUCUGCACCCCCGAAGCUCACUCCAUUCCCUUCGUGGGACAUGCAUGAAAAAGGAGGCUGCAACAAAAUUGAAGAAGUAACAGGGCUGCAAGUUGACUCCGUUGGUAGGCUGUGGGUGCUUGACAACGGUAGCGAAAAUUGCAAUGCAAAACUAUGGAAAAUCGACUUGGCCAACAACAAUCACAUCAAACUUAUUCACCGGUUCCCUUUUCAAAAAUGGAUGCACGACUUGGUACUCGACGAAACGCCCAACGAAACCUUGGCCUACAUCACGCGGGGUGUUGAACAAAACAUUGUCGUCUUUAGUUUGGAAAGAAAUAAAUCUUGGUUUGUGGACACGCCAGGAAUCAAGGCCUAUUCCAUUGCCCUGUCUCCUAACAAUAAGGAUGAGGAAGCGAGACAGCUCUACCUUGGUGAAUGGAACUUCAAUGAACUGAAUUCAAUUUCCGUCGCCGCCCUUCGCAACGGAACUCGUAUUGCGAAUUCGAAGCUAAUCGGAAAAUGGACUGCGAUUAGUUCGUAUAGAAUGCUGAUAGACAAUCAGGGAACCAUGUAUGCCGCCUUUCAGGGGAAUAAUUUCAUAUACUCUUGGAAAACUUCCCAGCCAUUUGAGGAGCAGCGUUUUCAUGAGGUCGCUGGACUGGAUACUGGUUUGCCAUUUACUCUUGCCUUGGACCAAAAUGGGACUCUUUGGAUGACGGUGUUUGAUGACAAAAGAAAGCCAAGAUACAUGCUUUUAAAGGCUGCAUCAGUCUUUUUAUCUGAUCACCCAACAUUUAAAGUUUCAGGAUUCAAUUCAACUUCAUUUGCUAUAAAUGGUGGAGAGCCCCAAAGAAGAAUACUGAUCAACUCGAGCGUUUUCUUCGUUUUACUAUUUGCCAUGGCUAUUUCUUAUUGUUAUAGUUUCACUAGCGCAGGCUUAGGUAUAUUCUUUGCUGUGAAAUAAAAAAUUAUUUUUUAGUGUUUUAUCAUAGGCUUUGUUUCGCUUGGACGCUUGGCUUUCUCUUGAUUGCCAACGUUAUUUAGCGACCUGUCCUCACCAUUUGAAAAUCUUUCCAACUUUGCAGCUACUUGAGCAUAAAUUACAGUCCUGCUUAGUUCAAUUUGGCAUCGACUCAAUCCUCAUUGGAUGAAUUAUAGUGAAUUAAAUGUACUACAUAUUUUAUAGUAGAAUAGAAUAAAUAAAAAAUCAAUUUACUUCCAUCAUCUUUAGCUUCUUUAUCGAUUUCUCUCCACAUCAGAACUUUAUCUUGCUCUGUCUUUGCAGAAUAGCCACAACGUCAUUUUGUUGUUUUCGCAAAAGUCUGACGCUUGAUACCAAUUCCGCUACUACAUUAAAAUAUCAAUUAAAUUAAUUUUAUACUUCUUGAAAUACCGACUUAAAUCAACAGCAGUUUAAUAUAUUAUGUUAAAAUACGUGCCUUUUAGCACUGAAAAGUGGUGAUACACCUUUCCGCUUACCAGAUCUGAAAUCUGAAACAUCCAG
Cloeon dipterum is the source of this 1922-nucleotide messenger RNA. Its product is annotated as protein yellow-like. NCBI's taxonomy places the organism in Eukaryota, Metazoa, Arthropoda, Insecta, Ephemeroptera, Baetidae. Bases 162 to 1382 code for a protein of 406 amino acids. The transcript is spliced from 5 exons. The record is from RefSeq and is a predicted model, not a curated record.